This is a messenger RNA of Girardinichthys multiradiatus, 5043 nucleotides long. It is a transcript of the gene tmem161b, whose product is annotated as transmembrane protein 161B. The record is from RefSeq and is a predicted model, not a curated record. The transcript has 12 exons. The coding region runs from base 239 to 1717 and encodes 492 amino acids. Lineage: Eukaryota; Metazoa; Chordata; Actinopteri; Cyprinodontiformes; Goodeidae.
GUGUGACCUCUACUGCAGUUGAAAAUACUUGAGAGCGGAGGUUGAAUGCAUUGAUUUUUCUGACAAUGUAGGCAAUUUCUGUGGAGAUAUAGUGACUAAUUGUCUUUUGGCAGGAGCCCCUUCAUUUCUGUGCACAGCUAUCGCAAGAAGGGCUUAUGUGCUCCUUGCUGCUUGAUUUCGGAGCAGGUGGGGCUGUGUGUUGCUGGGGUAGAGUCCGUUUUAGCAGCACUGCAUCAACAUGGCUUUGUUUGGUGUGCAGCUGGUGAUCACCAUGGUUAUGGCCAGUGUAAUUCAGAAAAUUUUACCUCAUUAUUCCUUCGCAAGAUGGCUAUUGUGCAGUGGCAGUCUGCGGUGGUAUCAGCACCCCACGGAAGAUGAGUUGAGGAACUUGGCUGGGAAACAAAAAGGACAGAAAAAGAAAGACAGGAAGUACAAUGGUCACAUAGACAAUAAACCGCUAACGGUUCCAAAAGACAUAGACCUGCAGCUGGAGACAAAAUGCAUCACAGAAGUCGACACAUUAGCAUUGUACUACUUCCCUGAGUUCCAGUGGUUGGUGGAUUUCACAGUAGCAGCUACUGCAGUUUAUCUGAUCACAGAGCUUUACUACAGCGUGGCUCAGCCCUCAGGAGAGAUGAACAUCAGUGUGGUCUGGUGCCUACUUGUACUCGCCUUUGUCAUUAAAAUCCUUUCUUCCCUUACGGCCCACUACUUCAAGCUGGAGGAAGGAGGCGAACGCUCCCUCUGCAUUACAUUUGCUUUCUUUUUUUUUGUUAAAGCUAUGGUCAUUCUCAUUGUCACUGAAAACUACCUGGAGUUUGGUCUGGAAACAGGUUUUGCAAACUUUUCUGAUAGUGCUCAACAGUUUCUGGAGCACCAGGGCUUAGAGUCACAGGGCCCCAUAUCUAAACUCACCUUCAAGCUGAUCCUGGCCCUACUCUGCUCUCUGAUUGGAGCAUUUCUAACGUUUCCUGGACUGCGAUUAGCCCAGAUGCACCUAGAUGCACUCAAUCUCACCACAGCAAAAUUUACACAAACUCUGCUUUAUAUCAACUUCCUUUCCCCUCUCAUCAUGGUCCUGCUGUGGGUGAAGCCUAUUACCAAGGACUACAUAUUGAAUCCCACUCUUGGAAAAGAGAGCGUGCCUUUGAUGAGUGAGCAGACGUAUGAUACGAUGCGGUUAUGGGUUAUUAUACUGAUGUGUGUGCUCCGGCUCGCCAUGAUGAGACAUUACCUGCAGGCCUACCUCAACCUGGCACAGAAGGGCGUGGACCAGAUGAAGAAGGAAGCAGGACGGAUAAGUACAGUUGACCUGCAGAAGAUGAUUGCACGUGUUUUUUACUACUUGUGUGUAAUCGCACUACAGUAUGUGGCACCCCUGGUGAUGCUGCUACAUACAACUUUGCUGCUAAAAACUUUAGGUGGUCACUCCUGGUGGGUCUAUCCAGAAGAAGACCUGCCUUGCCUCCAUGAGAUGAACUCUGAUUCUGUUGUCAGAGCAGAACGAAUAGCACCUCUAAAACCAGAUACAGUGGUGGAAACGCAAGCCCAGGCAUCUGUGGCCCAACUUUCAAUGGCUCUGGGGGGCUUAAGGACUGUUUUUAGCCCUUUACUUUUCAGAGGCCUCUUCUCCUUCUUCAGCUGGUGGAUUGCUGCCUGUCUGUUCUCCACCUCUCUUUUUGGGCUAUUCUACCAUCAGUAUCUCAUGGCAGCAUAGCAGCAGCAAUCAAAAAGUGUGGCAUUUCAAUCCCUACUUUGUUACUGUAUGUUAGGGAUGGCCAGAAGAGGACUUAAGGGGGGGGGGGGCUACAGAACCCCACUUAUGACUCUGCUCCACAACUCUUUCUCCUCCUCCUCGUCCAUGUCUCUGACCGCCUCAGAACAACUGAUCAUAUCAUCAGAGCUCUUGGUUUUACUCCCAGUGCUUCCUCCACAAAUGACUGUGAACUUCUAUUUGAUUUUACUUCCAUAAAAGUGAUGUUUUUAUUCAUUUGAGCAGCAAAAAGCUGUAAGUCUUUAAGGCUCAUGAUUAAACGAUGAGAAGUAAAUAAAUCAGUGUCAUCGCUAAAGUGACACUGAGAUAAAAAAAAAAAAAAAAAUGCUACAGACCUCUAAGAAUUUUAAAUGAUAAAACAAUCAGAAAUUGUUUUAUACAAACUGGUGACUAAUGCAGUUUAUUGACAUCAGGCUAUAGGCUUAAACAUUCUUAGAUUCGUGAUAUCUCAAAAAUAUAAAAAGCAUAAAUGCAGCUUCUUUACUGCUUUCUACAGGUCAGUUUAAGUAUAACUUUAAAAUGUUAUUUUCUUUAAAUGACCUCUGAUUUUAUUGAUUGCCAGGUCAUUCAUUUUUAAUAGUAAAUUAGUCUUGGCCUGGGAUAAAAAUAAAAACACCAUAGUUUCAUUGACUAAACAUGAAAAUUUCAAACAAAAAAUUAUAAUAUAAUUUCUGAUUUAAAUUCUCAAAACAGGUGUUCCUACUGCUGUAAAGAUAUUGGAACAUAUUGAUUAUAAUGAUUAUAAAAAUGUUUUCUAUCAUUUUUUUGAUUUUAUUUUGAUUUUAAUGCCUAUAUUAAUGUAAAAAUAUAACAAACACGCACUAAAUUUAGCAGUCUUCAGGUGCUUACUGUGGAGAAUAUUAUUCCUUUUGACACUUCUCUCUUCAAGAAUAACAACGGAGGUCUAACAAAACAUUAGCUGAUUAUUUUGGGGCUAUUUGUUCAGGUAUCAGCUGGCUGCCCAACAAAACUGUCACUUGUAAAGAAUCCACCAUAAUUUCAAAACUGUGUUAUCUUAAAAAGAGUUAUGGGUGGUAUGCUUUAAGUUUCCACAAUAUGAGUGAAAUUUUUCCAAAUAGUUAAAUUUGGAAAUAUUCUUAUCGAACAAAAAGUGAUACACAGCAGUUUUGGUUUUUAUCUAUUUGUUGGGAAACUGAGUCAUUUCUCCCCUUCACCGGGUCAUAUUUUUGUACAUUGUUUUUUUUUUUCUGGAUGUUAAAAGAGCGCAACGUUUUGUACCCACCAUUCGUCAAAUUGUGUCCAUCUUGGGGAUAUUUUGUAUCUGCUUUGACAACCAGUGAUUUAAAUAAAUAUUCUGUAAUCUACUCAUAUCUACUAUGAAGAAAUGUGUUGUGACUCCAACGACUGUUAGUUCCCAACAAGAGGUUGGUAGUUGUUUUAGUUUAAUCAGGGGUCACAAUGUUUCAUAUUUCAUAAGAGCGGACUGGCCCAAACAGGGAUCUGAACCUUAACCUGGGGAAAUGAGGUGCUAUUCAAGUAUGUAUUUGUUUAGCAUUUCAUUUGUCUUUAUAAUAAUUCAAAUUGUUGACUACUUAACUAUAGGGCAUCAGUUCAUUUUGUUAAGUACAUAAAGAACUGGAAGGCGGUUGGGACCAAAUGACAAAGCGUGGGUACGGAAUGGAGUUAUGAGUUAUUCUUCUCAGUCCUCUUAUUUAAGUCUUUAAAAGUUUUGUUUUAUUAACAUACUGACCUGUUUUUUUGUUUGUUUUUUUCUGGUACCUAAAAUGUCUUAAACUUUCAUUGAGGACCAGUGAGUCUCUGCUUGGAAGUGCUGUAGUCUGAGGUUUUUAGAGAGCAAAAGUUGUACUCGCAGAAGAGCAAGGUGAAAUCAUAUCUCCUUAGCUUGAAGCUGAUGUGUUUAAAGCUAUCUAACUGAGCUAGCCAUACAGGGCAAAGUUGAAUUUCAAAAAGGAUUUCUCAUGUGUUGUGUUUAGUUUCUUACCUUCGUGGUUUUACUUGAGUCAUUUUAGUUGGUGUGUGAGAAGACUAAUCUGUUUUAGGGGCGGUCAUCAUGGUUUGGGCUCAGUCAGGGUAAGAGCUCAUGUUCCUGUCCGUCUGCUGGUACAUGUUCUCUGCUGUACAUCAGCUGUAUACUUAUAGGGCAUUGUGAUGAAGAAACGACAGCUGCUGUACAAAUGGCACAGUUAUGUUUUUUUUAUUUUUAUCUAAACCAUCAAAUUGUGCAUUUGUAGCACUGGUUAUUUUAUAUAUACAUUUUAAAAUAGUGCCAAAUAAGGGUCCUUAUACCCAACAACCCUGUGUUGCUGUAGGUUUUAUUUCUGCUACUGUGUUAAACUCCACUGCAACUCUGCGGCCUUCUGUUUUUUGUAGAUCCAACUUGGUACGUUGGGAAUUACCAGUUGUUUCACACAAAGACUACAGGUGUUUAGUAAGUUUUUGUGGAUUGUUGUUCGUUGAUUGGAAAAUAUGCACACAAGUAGUCAUUGUGCCGUUGACUCACUGGCUAACAUGCUUGCCCAAUGUGUUUAAAAAUUAGGUUACAUAGUGUAAGGUUAAUUACAAAUUACAAUUUUCUUUGCUCCAACUGUUUAUCUUUGGGCUUAAUGUGUGAUCGAGCUGGAGUUUAUGAACUCCAGUUUUGUACACAGCGACAUAUUCCAGCGGCACCAUAUCAAUAUUUCUAAUCUACCGAUUAUCCGUCUUUGUUUUAGUUUGUAUCUGUUUGAAAUGAUGGGGAGUAUGCACAUAGUGAAUGUAUCAGGCCCGCCUAAUUUUUAGAUUGUGUUUAAUAAAUUGGUUUGAGUUGAUUUCACCCCCUUCUACACACAUCCCUGCAAUUCUCAAACUCAUUCCUUAUUUAAUGUGGUUAAUCGGAAUCGCAUCCUAAUCAUAUUUGUCCUAAUCAUUUAUUCUUAUUUUUUUGCAUUGAUUUAUCUUUGGGUUUUUUGUAUUUAUUUGCUGAGGCCUGUAAACAUUUCUAAUUUCAACUGUAAGCUGUUCAUUUUGUUGUUGAAGUGCACAAUGGAUCAAAUCAUUUUUUUUUAUGUGUUAGACAAAUCUGUGACAGAAUAACUUUAUUUAAUAACCUGGUCUGGGUGGUUGAAAAUUAUUUUGUGUAUUUUCAGAAUUCACUGUCCAGGCAAACAGAUCUUGAUAUUUUCUGGGGGUUUUUUCACUGAAAGUGUUUAUUACUCGUUUAUUGGUUUCACAAACUAAAAUUACACACAUUGUACUUUCAUGUAUUUAUUUUUGCGUUAGAUUUUGUCUUAAAUAAAUUAUGUUCUUUA